Messenger RNA from Closterium sp. Naga37s-1, 1893 nucleotides. The record is from the annotation of a GenBank genome assembly. NCBI's taxonomy places the organism in Eukaryota, Viridiplantae, Streptophyta, Zygnematophyceae, Desmidiales, Closteriaceae.
AUGGAGGAUAGGAAUUUUAGGUAUUCUGGGGGUAUUGUUGAGGAAAAAGGAGGGAUAGGGGUGAUGACUGAUAGCGAAGCAGACAGCGUACCAGUGACGCCCACGGAUGCUGACUCUCCGUUUGUACUCGUUAGUAGCAAGGCGGAUUUCCAUCCACACGUUGACGCACCAACUGGGUCAACCGCAUGGCGGGAGCAGAAUCCAGGGAGGCAGGAGUGGAAUCCAGCUAAGCAGAGUCAGAAACCAGCGAUGCAGGAGGCGAAUCCAGCCAAGCAGAAUCAGAAUCCAGCGAGGGAGAGUCAAAAUCAAGCGAGGCAAAAUCAAGAUCCAGCUAAGCAGAGUCAGAAUCCAGCAAGGCAGCAGCUGCUGUACCUGGAAAGGUGUGGGAGAGAGGGGAGAGCAGCAGAAGCACUGGUGAUGCUGGGAGUGAUGGAAAGGGAGGAGGGUGGGGGGGAGGAGGAAGGGGAGGCAGUGGAGAGAGAGGAGGAAGAAGAGGAGAGGGAUUGGGAAGAGGAGAGGUACGGAGCGAGAGGGCAUGGAGAAAUAGGUGGUGACAGAAAGGAAGGUGAGAGAGGGGGAGGUGUUGACAGGAGUUGGUUGAAUGCAGCGGCUUUCUGUCAUGCCAUGCAUGCGCUGCUUAAUGCCGACUGGCCGCUGGCCGCAUCCAGACGUGCUGACGUGGGCACUGCGUCGUUGCCAGCUGGCAACCGUCGCGCGUCACCGUCUGUGUCUUCUUUUGGACGAGUUUCUGAUGCUGCAUCAGCGCUCGCCGCCCGGAUGGCAGCAGUUGGAGUCACACCCAACCGGCAGUUUUGUCAUCUUCUGGUGGAGGCAUAUCUGCGUGACGGGAGGGUGGAAGAAGCGGAGGAGGCGUGUGAGAGAGUGAGGGAGGAGGGGUGGAAGGUUCCUGGGAAGGUUCUGAGAAGGAUCGUGCGGGCUUGGGCUAGAGAGGGGAGAGCAGGGGAGGCAGAAGAGGGGGUGAGGGAGAUGGUGAAGGAAGGGGUCCAAUUGGACGUUGCCACGUGUAACAGCAUGAUUGGGUUAUAUGCUCGUGUGGGGGCGUAUGACAAGGCAGGGCGAGUGUGGGAGUGGAUGGAGGAGAAUGAGGGAGAAGAGGAGGAGGAAACAGGAGGGGAGUGGGGAGAGAGAGGAGGGGAAUGGGGUGAGAGAGGAGGGGAGUGGGGUAAUGAAGGUGGGGGAAGUGUGGGGAGGAAGGGCGGACAGGGCGAGUGGAAGGGAGGGAGGAGGAGGAGAGGGAGUGAAUGCACUCCAACAGAAGCAACAUAUCGUGCCCUCAUUCGCAUGUACACCCAUGCGGGCAUGCCCACCGAAGCCAUCCAUGUGCUGCGUGCCAUGAGUGCCCGCGGCCUCCCAUGGAGGGAUGGGCUCCUGGCGUCUGUCAUUCGCUGCCUUGCCGCUGCUGGCAGGUGGACGGACGCUCAAGACCUAUUUCACGAAGCCCAGCGCAUGGCCCAAGCCCUUGCGAACGAGGCUUUCGCCGGCCCAGCACCGCAGGCUCGGCCCGAACUUGCGGUCUGGAGGAAUAUUCAGCUCGAGUCUGCAGCUUUGGGAACGAGCCUGAUGUCUGGUGGUGCUUUGGGAAUGAACGAUGUAGAGCUUGCAGGGAGGGAGGAGCUGGGGGAGGAUGAUGCUUUGGGAAGAAGGGAGUUCAAGCCUGCUGCUUGGAAGAACCAGGAGGAAGUGGUGGGCGAGCAGUCUUACAAGGCCCUGAUGAGUGCAUACCAACGGGCAGGGCAGGCGGAGAAGGCUGAGGAGCUACUGCUGGCUAUGGAGAAACGAGGCAUACCCCUGACAGCCGACCUGUACCACAUGGUCAUGGAUGCGCAUGGCAGGGCGGGCAACACAGCAGCUGCAGAGGCCAUUCUGGAUUGA